Molecule: messenger RNA, 2775 nt
Organism: Anarrhichthys ocellatus (wolf-eel)
Lineage: Eukaryota; Metazoa; Chordata; Actinopteri; Perciformes; Anarhichadidae
Exons: 10
Coding region: 32-2449 (805 amino acids)
Molecular function (GO): calcium ion binding
Source: RefSeq, a predicted model, not a curated record
CUUUAUCCUCCCGUCCCAAGUGCGAGAUCGGAUGGGGCUCCUGGCGGCACUGGUCGCUCUGCUCUGCAUCUAUGCUCCUCCAGCGAGCGGAGCUGAGGGAUGCAGCGGUUUUAGACACCUGGAGAACGGGCAGACGUUUUUCCGUUACGGUGGACUGCUGGUGAUCUUCCGCUGUCGCCCUGGCUACAAGCUCCAUGGAUACAAGACCAACAGCUGCGUGUCCGGACACUGGUCCCGGAACACCCCAGUCUGUGUUGGCUCCGGCUGCUCGAACCCGGGGCCGCUCAGUCACGGGACAAGCAGCAUGAAUGGGGACAGCUCCUGGGCAGAGUUCAGCUGCAAUAGUGGCUUUCAACUGCAUGGGCCGUCAAUGUUAUACUGUAAGGGCCCCACCUGGAAUAGCACGAAGCCUAUAUGCAAAGAGUCCGACAUGAUGCGCUCAGUUUCAGGCGUCAAUGUGCACACGCCAAACUUACAUCAGAGCCUCCAGGCUGCCGUAGUUCUGAAGACCCAGAAACAAUCCCACUACGCCCUCGCUAAUACCGCUUCCAAAGAAGCAAACCUCAAAUCUGUCUUGUUGUCUCACACGCCAUCCCAAAUGUCCGACAGGGAGAGGAUCAAAGUGACCAACCCAAAAGUCCACCUGCAGCAGAAUGUUCAGUUUCCCAAUUUUAAAGUCAAAGAUGGAGUCCAGACAACUCAUCAUGAGGCUCAACUUCAGGAGGUUAAUGAAGAUCAACAAGGACAGGAAACAGGAAGUGGAAUGCAUGGCUCGCUGGCAGAGGCUUCACAGGAGGAAGCAGAAAAGGUUGUCGGAGUCGACUCUAAAUCACAUCUGUCUGCUACUGUCUCGCCUACCUUAUCAUUGUCAAGAACAGAGCAAUCAACAUCUUCACCACCGUCAUUUUCAACAGACCAAACACCAGAUAUCGCCGCUGUCACCAACACUGUAACGUUUGCACCAACUUCCCCACUCCGCCUCACGAGAUCUGAUGUGACUCCCUCUGAAGCAGCAACAGGCUCUUCACAAACUGCAGAUGAAGACCAACGGGCUGAAACCGGUUUCCUGUAUCCUCCCCGGCCUGGGCCUGUAGAGAAAGCAUACACUUUAUCUACUUCUGUUUAUUUCACUUCUACCAGUUCUUCCUCCACUUCGUCACCUGCUCCCUCCCUAUCAGCCCGCAUUCCCUUCCUGUCGGCCUAUACUUUCUCAAGUCCCAGCUUCACUCAGGCCAGUGAGAAAACACAUCUGCCUAACGUUCCUUCAAACAUCUCCACCACCACUGAGCCAAGAUCUCACCAGACCGAAUACCACAGCGCCACCUCCAACCCGCCUUUGCCGUCUCUGAGACUCGGUAGACGACCCGUGUGCACGUACCCGCCUGUGCCCGCUCACGGGACCUUCUACUUCCGUAAUGUGGAGAAUCCAGGACCCAGAGAUUACAGGCACUACAUACAGUAUGGCUGCUACCCAGGUUACACACUGGGUCAUGGAGACAUACACAGCUACUGCCAGCAGGGGGACACCUGGAGCGGAAUCACACCGGUGUGUUUGGAGUUGACACCUUGUUCAGUUAACCACGGAGGCUGUAACCAGCUGUGCUCUCACUCCGAACAUUACAACCAGAGUACCAACCAGACCCAGACCAGAACUCAGUGCCACUGCAGAGCUGGAUUCACUCUGCUGGAUGAUGGCCGAACAUGUCGAGAUUUAGACGAGUGUGUGGAGGGGCAGCACCCGUGUCAGCAGAGGUGCUUCAACACAUUUGGUUCCUUUAAGUGCAGCUGUGAUGCCGGUUAUCAGCCAGCUCAUGACCAGACCUCCUGCACAGAUGUGGACGAGUGCCUGCUGCCUGCAGCUGUAACAGGCUGUGUGUUUGGCUGUGUCAACACUCCCGGGAGGUUCCACUGCAAGUGUCCUGCUGGCUACAGCCUUCAGACCGGAGACAGCCACUGCCAAGAUAUCGAUGAGUGUGCUGUAAAUCAGGGGCUCGGGACAUGUGCGGAGCUGUGCCAUAACUCACCAGGAUCCUACCGAUGCUCCUGCUCGUACGGUUACGUCUUAGCCGGAAACGGGCACAGCUGCAUCGCAGAGUGUCCACCUGGGUACAGGAAGCAACCCACAGCAGCAACACCUGAGAAUGCAACUGCACAAGCUCUUCGGGAGGAGUGUGUAGAUAUAAAUGAGUGCCAGGAGGAAACGUGUGAGUGGCAGUGCGUCAACCUCCCAGGCUCUCACCGCUGCAUCUGCCCCAAAGGAUACACACUGCACAGAGAUGGCCGACGCUGCAAAGACAUCAAUGAGUGCACCCGGAGGAAUGGAGGGUGUUCCCACCUGUGUGUGAACCAAAAAGGUGGCUAUAAAUGUGCCUGCCCAGCCUCCCAUCGGCUCUCCCCUUACAGCUGGAAGAAAUGUUUACCAAGGACAACAGCGGGCUCUGCUGGCUGAGGUGUGUGACGUGUGCAAAGACACAAGAAAUGCAAGUAUCACAAGUGUGCAUCAUCAUCGGACUGUGGUCUCUACAACCCAAAGAACCAUUGGACCUAUGAAACUGGCUAACGACACAUAAGAACUUGAAUGGUUAUAGAAUAAACAUAUGAGCUAUCUGUCAAACUUGUUCGAUGGAUUUCAAUAUUUCAUUCUUAUAACAGUAUUUUCCUGAUUGAUUCAGGAAUAAAUUCCUUAAUAAUUGACCCAUUUGAAUUGUUGUAUUUCAAAUUGUUAUGUUGCGUAUAUAUAUUCUGAUUGAAUAAACAAAUAAGUGUAUUAAUCAC